Messenger RNA from Populus trichocarpa (black cottonwood), 913 nucleotides. RefSeq lists its product as uncharacterized. Bases 218 to 640 code for a protein of 140 amino acids. The record is from RefSeq and is a predicted model, not a curated record. The transcript has 7 exons. Lineage: Eukaryota; Viridiplantae; Streptophyta; Magnoliopsida; Malpighiales; Salicaceae.
ACGUGUAGUCAGAAACCCCAACCGACAACACACACAAUCAUUUCCACUGUAGCACUCCACUCCACUCCACUCCGCCCCGCUCCCUCUUCAUUUUAUUAAAAACCUCAAACUAAACAAAACAAACGAAAAACAUUGUAAAAAAUAAUAAAUCUCCUACAAACUUGUUUUUAAAACACACAAAAAUUCCGAUUCUUCGAUACUUAAACAAAUCCAAUCAAUGGCCAACUCCGAUUCUUCCACUGCUACACUUCCUAUCGCUCCUAAGAAAGAAAACACAGUUCCGAUUGGUUCAAAGAUCGCUGAAUUAAAUGAAUCCAGGAGUGAUCUUCUUAACAGAAUCCAAGGCUUAAAGCAGGAUUUGCAAAGUUGGAGAUCGAAGCUGGACACUCAAGUCAAAAUCCAUCGUGAUGAGUUAUCGGAAUUGAAGAAGUCAUUGAAUGUUGAGGUCGAUCAACUUCGUAAGGAAUUUCAAGAACUGAAGAACACACUGCAGCAGCAACAAGAAGAUGUUACAGCCAGCCUACGGAAUUUAGGGCUUCAAGACAGCACAGGUGAUGCUAAAGAGGCUCAAGAACCCAUGCUUGAUGUAGAAGACCAGGAAGUACACGCUUCAGUUGAAGAGGUUAUUGAGAUGAGAUGAAAACUAGGAUGUUUUGUUAUGGAGCGAGUAUUUCUUGUACUUUAGCUCUACUGGAGAUGAGAGUAUCAAUCAAUUUACAUUCCUGGCGCUUUCUCUGGUGGCUUGGAGUCAAACUCUGCAACUACGUACUUAGCUUUCCAGUACAAGGCAAAAACUUUUUUCUGAAAUAUAUGUUAAUUGGCAUUUGCAUAUUUUUUUUUAAAGCACCGUUCUCCAUAUAUUUGAAUAUUUAUCGUCUAGUGGAAGCCCAGUAUAAAGUACAUUAUUUAGACA